UGCAAAUCACCCUUGUUUGUUUCAAACGAGUUUUUGUUUCCUCUGUUUCUAAAAAUGGGAAGCUUGAGUACGAUUUUGAGACACCCGGAUGAGUUAUAUCUGCUUUUGAAGUUGAAACUUGCGAUUACGAAAGCUCACAAGCAGAUCCCACUUGAGCCACACUUAGCUUUCUGUUAUUCAAUGCUUCACAAAGUUUCUAAAAGCUUUUCUCUUGUUAUUCAACAACUUGGCACCGAGCUUCGUAACGCCGUGUGUGUGUUCUACUUGAUUCUCCGAGCUCUUGAUACUGUUGAGGAUGAUACAAGCAUACCAGUGGAGAUCAAAGUUCCAAUUCUGAUGGCUUUCCACCGUCACAUAUACGAUGGUGACUGGCAUUUUUCAUAUAUAACUAAAAGAAUGGGUGCAGGAAUGGCCGAGUUCAUUUGCAAGGAGGUAGAAACAAUUGAUGACUAUGAUGAAUACUGCCACUAUGCUGCAGGACUUGUGGGUUUAGGUUUGUCAAAAAUCUUCAUCGCUUCGGAAUUAGAAAUACUGACUCCAGAUUGGAAGCAGAUUUCAAAUUCUACAGGUUUAUUUCUGCAGAAAACAAACAUUAUCAAAGAUUAUCUUGAUGACAUUAAUGAGAUACCAAAACCGCGCAUGUUUUGGCCUCGUGAGAUUUGGGGGAAACAUGUUGACAAACUCGAGGACUUCAAAAAUGAGGAGAAAUCAACAGAAGCAGUGCAGUGUUUGAAUGAAAUGGUCACUAAUGCAUUGAUUCAUGUUGAAGAUUGUUUGAAAUACUUGGCUUCAUUGCGUGAUCCUACAAUAUUUCAGUUUUGUGCCAUCCCUCAGAUCGUGGCGAUUGGAACACUUUCAUUAUGCUAUAACAAUGUACAAGUGUUUAGAAGUGUCGUGAGUCUGAGACGAGGUCUAAUAGCUAAAGUCUUUGAUCGCACGAAGACAAUGGACGAUGUCUACGGUGCGUUCUAUGAUUUUUCUUGCAUGCUACAAACAAAGGUUGACAAGAACGAUCCAAAUGCCAGUAAGACACUAAACCGACUUGAAGCCGUUCAGAAACUCUGCAGAGACACUGGAGUCCUUCAUAACAAAAAAUCAUAUGUUAAUGACAAAGGACAACCAAACAAUGUCUUUAGCAAACUGAGUAAUCCAUGUAAGCGAGUCAUCAUUCAAGAUGUUCAGAGCAAAUCUGAAAUUCUGAAUGAUGAAGUGUGUGUGUUCUACUUGAUUCUCCGAGCUCUUGAUACUGUUGAGGAUGACACAAGCAUACCAAUGGAGAUCAAAGUUCCAAUUCUGAUAGCUUUCCACCGUCACAUAUACGAUGGUGAAUGGCAUUUUUCAUGUGGUACAAAAGAGUACAAAGUUCUAAUGGACCAAUUUCACCAUGUUUCUGCAGCUUUUCUGGAACUUGAAAAAGGGUAUCAAGAGGCUAUUGAAGAUAUAACUAAAAGAAUGGGUGCAGGAAUGGCCAAGUUCAUUUGCAAGGAGGUAGAAACAAUUGAUGACUAUGAUGAAUACUGCCAUUAUGCUGCAGGACUUGUGGGUUUAGGUUUGUCAAAAAUCUUCAUCGCUUCGGAGUUAGAAAUACUGACUCCAGACUGGAAGCAGAUUUCAAAUUCUACAGGUUUAUUUCUGCAGAAAACAAACAUUAUCAAAGAUUAUCUUGAAGACAUUAAUGAGAUACCAAAAUCGCGCAUGUUUUGGCCUCGUGAGAUUUGGGGGAAAUAUGUUGACAAGCUCGAGGACUUAAAAAAUGAGGAGAAAUCAACACAAGCAGUGCAGUGUCUAAAUGAAAUGGUCACUAAUGCGUUGACUCAUGUUGAAGAUUGUUUGAAAUCAUUGGCUUCAUUGCGUGAUCCUGCAAUAUUUCAGUCUUGUGCCAUCCCUCAGAUCGUGGCGAUUGGAACACUUACAUUAUGCUAUAACAAUGUACAAGUAUUUAGAGGCGUCGUGAGACUGAGACGAGGUCUAAUAGCUAAAAUCAUUGAUCGCACAAAGACUAUGGAUGAUGUCUAUGGUGCGUUCUAUGAUUUCUCUUGCAUGCUACAAACAAAGGUUGACAAGAAGGAUCCAAAUGCCAUGAAAACAUUAAACCGACUCGAAACCAUCAAGAAAGUUUGCAAAGAAAAUGGAAUCCUUCACAAAAGGUAGACUCUGUUUUUUCUUGGUUUCUUCUACUUGUUCUAUCAAAUAAAAUGAUCCUUGUCUGUUUGAGGUUCUAAUGAAUCUUUGUCUGUUUU
Molecule: messenger RNA, 2240 nt
Organism: Arabidopsis arenosa
Lineage: Eukaryota; Viridiplantae; Streptophyta; Magnoliopsida; Brassicales; Brassicaceae
Source: the annotation of a GenBank genome assembly